AUGCCGGCUGCGUUCCGGCAUACUGCCCCGCAAUAUCCGUGCUUGUCUGCAGAGGAAGCAGCAAGUCGCGCUGAUGAUCAUGGACGGAAACUGCACGAGCUGCGGUGGCUUUACUUGGACAGUGUCGGCCAGGAGUAUGGACCUUUGCCAGGUUGGACCAUGCAGGAGUGGCUGACAAUGGGCCGCUUCCCCGUGGGUCUCGAUCUUCGCGUUCGAUUGCCCGAGUGGGACAGGCAUCUCCCAUUGCGCCAGAUCUUUCCUGAUCUCUCGGCAGCAUUUCGAUUACCCCCAGCUUGGCCGGAGGCGUGCCAAGACAAGUCGGCAGCCUCUGGCGGUCUGGAAGUGGAGGAGCUUCGGAGAUCUAUCCGUGAGUCUGGACGCAUGAGUGGGCCAUUCCAAGCAUGCGCGAGCAGCUCUCCAGCGCUGCCGACUACCGUUCCCAACUCCUCCGUUUCCUUUGCCCCUGUGAGCACAAACGGGUCGGCAUCAAAGCCUCAUGCCGAGGCAGUAAACGGUGGCGCAAAGGCGCCCCGUCCGGAGAGGAACAAAAUCCCAGAGCAAGCAAGGGAUCCACUGCCACUGCCUCCACGUGAGUCGAUCUUGCUCGACAGGGAGGAGCUGCCACCAUUGCCCAAGGCCCAAUACGUGCUGGAAAGGCUGCUGGAAGAGGAGGAGCAGCAGUUGCGGCUGAAUGGCCAGACGAACGGCGCAAAGGACUCUGGCAGGCUAUUCCUUGAAAAGGUUGCCAGAGGCGCGCCCCACAAGGUCAACGGGACCAAUGGGACCAACGGGACCAACGGAAAGGUGGAGGCUGAUCGGCUGACCCGGACCAAUGGGAACGGAACCGCAGUUGCCAUGCUGCAGCACUAA
Molecule: messenger RNA, 870 nt
Organism: Symbiodinium pilosum
Lineage: Eukaryota; Dinophyceae; Suessiales; Symbiodiniaceae
Source: the annotation of a GenBank genome assembly